CCAUUUUAAAGUUCAAAAAAAAGGUAUAUGGAUUUUUGCUCCUCCUGAAAAAUUGAAACAAAGUAAGUUACAACGUUGUUCGACCCGACUCUUCAAUUGGAGAGUAAGGUUUUUGUGAGGUCCCAUUUCAUUAUUUCUCUGCUUUGGACUGCAGACACUCCUAACCUUAAAAAAGAUACAAACCAAACAAAAAUAAUACCAAAAUAUACAAAAGGAUCCAAUAUUUAUUUAAAAAGAAAACCCUAUAGCUUUACUAAAAAUGAUUAAAGAGGUACUUAUAGACCUAAGUGGUACCUUACAUAUUGAAAAUCAAGCGAUUCCUGGUGCCAUAGAAGCUUUAAAAAGAUUGUUACAGAAUGACUUAAGAGUAAAGUUCGUUACGAAUACCACCAAAGAAUCCAAGAGAAUCUUGCAUGAUCGACUGAUUAGUUUAGGUUUUGAGGUCCAAAAAAAAGAUAUCUUAAGCUCACUUGGGGCUUGCAGACAGCUGAUAGAGAAAAAUAAAUUUAAGCCAAUGCUUAUGGUUGCCCCUGAAGCUCUUGAGGAUUUUGAAGGUUUAGGUUGUCCAGAAAACGAAACUCCUGAUGCAGUAGUUAUCGGUUUGGCUCCAACAGAAUUUCACUACGAGAGACUAAAUGAGGCUUUUCGGCAUCUCCAAAAUGGCGCCAAGCUGAUAGCAAUCCACGCAGGCAAAUAUUACAAGACAAGUGAUGGUAUGUCAUUGGGGCCAGGCUGUUUUGUCAAAGGAUUGGAAUAUUCUGCUCAGUGUUCGGCAAUAUUAGUUGGAAAACCUAAUAAAUUAUUCUUUCAGUCCGCGUUAAGUACUGCAAUUUCUCCUAGUGAAGCUGUUAUGAUUGGAGAUGAUGUUACAGAUGAUAUAAAGGGGGCAAUGGAUGCAGGACUUUUAGGAUAUUUAGUGAAAACUGGAAAAUACAGAGAGGGAGAUGAACAGAAAAUUUGUCCAAAACCAACAGCAGUCUUCCCCAGUUUUGUUGAAGCCGUUGAUAGUAUAAUAUACAGUAUUACUAAAUAGCAUUUUUGAUAAGUAAACGUUUUUCAUGUUUACACUUUAGUGAAAAUACAGAGUGUUACAAAAUUCGGUGCAGAUAUUUUAAAAGUAUAUUACUUGUUGGAGCCGAAAUAAGACUUUUAUUUCCUAUAAACAUAUGUCCUAAAAUGCACCCCUUAGAGCUACAGCCUGUAAGUAAAGUCUAUGCGGAGUAGAAUGGAGGGCUGUACCGUCGCAGAGGGAGGCCAUAUCCAGCAUUUUCUAUGAUGAAUUAAGUUGAUUACAUUAUUAUUUCUACAUUUUAAUUUAAAGAUUAGAUAUUGAACAGGAAUAAAAAUUAAAGUAGUCACACCCGACUUUGCUUUUUCCUAUUUGAUAGGUUAAUCGGGUUUAAUAAUGCUCCCCCUUAGGUUACCAGUGAUUUUCUCGAAAACAAUUAAUUGUAUCGAAAAAAUGCAAGAGACAGAAAUUUUAGUUCUUUUCAUGACUAACUAACUAGAUGGUGUUGCUAGAUUUUUAAAUUUAUGAUCAAAAAUAUAAGACAUAGGCCAUCAGAAGGGUAAGCCUGAGGCUUACACUAUUUUUGGGACGGUUAAUGUCAACAGUACUCAAAAAAAUGAAGAUUUACAAAUUUUCAGAAGAUUGACGAAAAACUGUAGUCACUGUUCCGAAUAAGCGAUUUUCUUCAAGCAAUUUGCGCCGGCGUAGCUCUAAGGGGGUGCUUUUAGAACACUUUUAUAGGCAAAAAAGACUGAUUUCGACUCCAACCACAUCCUCUUAAAAUAUUUGCACUGAAUUUUAUAACACCCUGCAUAGUAAGUACAAUAUUAUUUCCUUAGUUCGCAGCACAUAAUAUGUCUGUUAAUACCUGUCUAGUUAUUAUUAAUAUAUAAAAUAAAGAAAAAUAAUUUUU
This is a messenger RNA of Anthonomus grandis grandis, 1922 nucleotides long. RefSeq names its product haloacid dehalogenase-like hydrolase domain-containing protein 2. Lineage: Eukaryota; Metazoa; Arthropoda; Insecta; Coleoptera; Curculionidae. The coding region runs from base 260 to 1033 and encodes 257 amino acids. Gene Ontology annotation, molecular function: phosphatase activity. The transcript has 5 exons. The record is from RefSeq and is a predicted model, not a curated record. Gene Ontology annotation, biological process: dephosphorylation.